AUUUCUAUCGAACUGGUACUGGUUCGCUGUCAACCACUAGUUCGCACGAGAGCUCCGACCAAUACGUAUUUACGUGAAAAACUUGUAUUUAAUUUGGAGCCAUAUCACAGGAGAGACAAUUCCCAGCAGCGACUGAAAAUUGAACGUUAAGCAGCGAGCACAGAAGCCACUUCACCAUGAGCACACCCACCGAUCAAACACCGCGCUCCGAAGGCGCCGAGACCAACAGCUCCGAAGGAUCCGCACAGCAGCAAUCCCAGCCACAGAGUGCGCCGGCCAAGCUCAUCCAGCAUUUCCAGACAAACCGCAUCGAUUCUGCGCUCUGGGCCUUGCGCCUGCUGGUCGUCUUCUUUACGGUCAGCUACGUGCUGCCCAUCUUCACCUCACAACAAAGCGCAUUUAGCAAGGUCCUGCUGGCCAAUGCGGCCAUCUCUGCCCUGCGUUUGCAUCAGAGGGUGCCCGCAUUCUCCUUCAGCCGGGAGUUUCUGGCCCGACUCUUCGCCGAGGACUCGUGCCACUACAUGAUGUACUCACUGAUCUUCUUCAACAUCCGGCCGACGCUGCUGGUUCUGAUCCCCGUGCUGCUGUACUCGGUGCUGCAUGCUUCCAGCUACUCGCUCAAGCUGCUGGAUCUAAUUGGACAGAACUCGUGGUGGGGUGCCCGUUUCAUCAUCUCCAUUGUGGAGUUCCAGGCGGCCAAUAUCCUGAAGGCCACUGCGUUCUGCGAGAUAUUCAUUAUGCCAUUCGCCAUUGUGCUGACCUUCAUGAGCCACGCAGGACUGAUGACCCCGAUUAUCUACUAUCACUAUCUAGUGAUGCGCUACAGCUCGCGUCGUAAUCCCUAUCCGCGCACCGCUUUCGCCGAGCUCCGCAUAACGUUCGAGGCGCUGGCCGCCCGCUCGCCGCAGGCCGUGGGCAAGAUCAUCCGCGGAGGCAUUGGGUUUGUAAGCCGCCUGGCACCGCAGCCACAGCCGGCACCGGCGCAGCAGUAGGAGAGGACAACCUGUUGGCCGAAGACAACAAUCAAAUGACAUCUGAAUAAGCCUAUUUAAAUACCAAUCCACUUACAUACACGUUCACACAGGAGAUUGGGGUUCAUCCGUCUUAUUUAUUAGUCUAAAUUCGUUGCACCAUUUUAAAUGUAGGCAGUUGAAAGCCUCGAUUUUUACACGGAUUGUUUCGGCAUUUAAGUUUAAAUUUAAAUACGUAUUUUUUGUAAUUUUUGAGUACAUUUUGCUAUUUUAGAUCAUAUAUAAUAUUGUGUUGCCGCGCACUAAGCGCACCAUUGGGGAUCAACAUUCAAGGCGCGUAUUAUUACCAUUAAAUCCAAACAAACUAGUUUAAUUUGUUUUGCGUUAAUUUAUAUGUUGAUAACUCUAAUUAAACUCCAAACC
Molecule: messenger RNA, 1394 nt
Organism: Drosophila elegans
Lineage: Eukaryota; Metazoa; Arthropoda; Insecta; Diptera; Drosophilidae
Gene: Kr-h2
Product: Krueppel homolog 2
Exons: 5
Coding region: 177-992 (271 amino acids)
Biological process (GO): endoplasmic reticulum tubular network organization; membrane organization
Cellular component (GO): endoplasmic reticulum; membrane
Source: RefSeq, a predicted model, not a curated record